Messenger RNA from Aspergillus ochraceoroseus IBT 24754, 1959 nucleotides. RefSeq lists its product as uncharacterized. Gene Ontology annotation, biological process: regulation of DNA-templated transcription. Lineage: Eukaryota; Fungi; Ascomycota; Eurotiomycetes; Eurotiales; Aspergillaceae. The coding region runs from base 83 to 1636 and encodes 517 amino acids. The record is from RefSeq and is a predicted model, not a curated record. The transcript has a single exon. Gene Ontology annotation, cellular component: nucleus. Gene Ontology annotation, molecular function: zinc ion binding.
UCUCCCUUCACCGUCCCCAAACCAUGCUUAGAGCGAAGAUGAUCUGAGAUUGCCUCUUAAAUUCUCUAUAUUCCUAACUGACAUGAGUAAUCCUAGUCUCAUCGCCUGGGGCGUACCUCGUCUUGCCGAAAUUCUCCCACUUGAUGAAGAGUCUCUCAUCCAGAUCCUCACCUACGCUGGUGAUCUAUCCAAAGAAGAAGGCGCUGACCACCUCAAGAAUCUUUUGGGAGAUUCACCUAUUGCAUUUGAAUUUAUAUCUGCCUUUAACUCACGACGAGAAGAUCCCUCCCUUCGACAACCGCGCUCCGCCACCCCCCCACCUGCUCAAACGUCAAAUGCUGGAAAGGGCGUGAAGAAAACCAAGAAAACAAAACCUCCCCUUCAUAGCGCUGGGCCUCCACGGAGACCGGAGAAUUUUGGAGAUGUCACCGGGGGUUACAAGAAAGCGGACCAGGAGGAGGACUACAUCUCCGGUAGGAGCAGGCCACAGGAACCAGGCUCAAGGAAGGCAGCAGAUACUCUUCGACCAAGCAAGGGAAUACCUUCACGCGAAGCUUCGGCAGCAUCUUCGCGCAACCCGUCUCCCGCUCCUCCAGUAGGGAAGGCCCCACCCUCCGCAGCUGGACUAGUAAUUUCGGACCUUCUUCCAAAUGUCAAAUCUAAGGCGGCGAAGCCUUCAAGAAGCGGCGCUGGGGGUUCUGGCACCGCAGCGCCUUCUUCGUCCAAAGGCUCCCUGACGACGAACAACAUUUCUGAUCUGACAGCUGCAAUCGCUGCUUUAGAAGUAUCUACAAAUCCAACUUUAUCAAACCAACCAAGGAAAUGCGCUUGCUAUGCGGCUAUCCAUCCGGUUUUUGCACCGGCUCCGAACUGUUUAAACUGCGGGAAGAUUAUCUGUUCUUUGGAGGGCCUUCAGCCCUGUUCAUUUUGCGGAACUCCUUUGCUCUCGAAUGAGGAAAUUCAGGGCAUGAUCCGCGAAUUGCGGGCGGAGCGAGGCCAAGAAAAAAUGCGCGCGCACAACGAGAGUGUUCACCGCGAGGGCGGGCCUGGGCUGGGACCGGGCUCGUCUCCCAGCAAACUAGACGCCGCUCGGGCUCAUCGUGACAAGCUACUCCAGUUCCAGGCGCAAAAUGCCAAACGCACGCGAGUGGUAGACGAAGCGGCUGAUUUUGAGACGCCCAAUGUGUCGUCCACACUUUGGAUGACUCCUUCGCAAAGAGCUUUGGCGCUCAAAAAGCAGCAGCGGAUUAUGCGCGAGAUGGAGGAAAAAGCACGACCGGAGUGGGAGAAGAAGAAGACCGUGAUGAGCUUGGAUAUUAAGGGUGGCCGCGUUACAAGGGUUUACCAAGCUGCACCUACGGAAUCCAGUUCUGCUCCAGUGGACGAGCAAGAAGCAGAGGAUCUCACUUACGAUAGCAGCCAGAGAAGUAGCGAAGCGUUCAGCCAUAAUCCGUUACUGGCCGCUGGUGGGCUUAUGCGACCUAUUUGGAAGGCACCCGAUGGGAAAACGGCGGAUGGUCACCGGCAACGAAAGCAGACAUGGCGUCGUGUUCAAGACGACGCCGAAAAUGAUAAUGAACAAUGGAUUCUCGACGGGGGGAUUCACGGGCACUCGGACUUGAAUGUAGAGUCUUGAGAAUCCAGUAGGUCUGUUUAACGUUCACAUGAAGAAGAAGAAGAAGAAGAAGAAGAAGAAGAAGGAGCAUUUUAUUAGCCGGAAGUGCCUUUAUAUAGCUCCUGAGGACUUUUGGCACUGUAUAUAGAAGCUAGGUUAACCGCAUUAUAGAAAUAAUUCCUUGAAUGGGAACGGCUCCUUCAUGGGGGCUUUUACGAAGUUGACAAGCUUCCACAUUACAACUGUGGAUAUUUCUUGAGCAAUAUUUAGCUAUAUAUUAUGGUUCCUCCUCUUAUCUCCUUGUACAGCAGAGCUAAAAUUACUUAAAAUAGCCUGGCUAAAUA